This is a messenger RNA of Suricata suricatta (meerkat), 1495 nucleotides long. RefSeq lists its product as uncharacterized. NCBI's taxonomy places the organism in Eukaryota, Metazoa, Chordata, Mammalia, Carnivora, Herpestidae. The record is from RefSeq and is a predicted model, not a curated record. The coding region runs from base 673 to 1482 and encodes 269 amino acids. The transcript has 4 exons.
CCUUCUCCGACCCGGAGAGCCAUCUUCGACGAGGAAAUCCACCCCUGGCAUCCCGAAGGAUCGGCAAUAAGGAGCUGAAGGUCUGAAAGAGCUGGCAAACAGUACUUUGCAGACUAGAGAAUGAAAGACUGGAGAUGAGCGCUAGGAAAAGCAGCCGCUGGGCGGAAGGGCGUGAAGGGCAAGCAUGCUGUUGGUAAAGCUGGCGAUAGAUCGGGCUCUGGCGGAAGCAAAGGACACGGGAGAUAAACAGAAGGAGGCUCCAGGAGCGAUGACCACCGGCGCCCGGCAGGGAGGGUCCCCCGGGAACCUAAAGGAGGACCAAGUGUCAGCACAGACCCCGCCCUCAGGCCCUCCUCCGGUGACAGACUCGGAAUGGUGGGAUCUGAGUGCGGAAGAACAGUAGAUUGGCCUGGGCCAAAACCACUCAGGACCCUCAGAUUGCGGUGGGUUCCCAGUCCCCACUAGAAAAGAAGAUUAAGGACGUCUAAGGCAAAAUCUUCAACCGGGAGGUGGCCCUACGGAAGCGAUGUGUGGGAGGUUUGGAGAGAAAGCCAGGGAACACGGCUAGGAGACCCCAACAGGGACACGGUGUCGAGUGCCAGGCAGAGCUACUAGCCCCCUGUGCAUGUGCCAUGGCCUGUAACAAAGGACAUCCGACUUAAAAAACUUCUAAUGCUUCCCUCUGACAAGAGUCUAGGUGGCAUCCAUUCUUCCAAAGUAAGGGAACUGUUGCUCCGAAGGGUUCAACAGGAGAACGAAACACUUCAUCAACUCAAAGCCGUGUCUUUCGAUUUCCAGUUUGCCAAAGCAGAGGCGGAUUACUAUCGACAAUACCAAGAAAUGAUGCUGGGGAAAGCAUGGAAAUACAGAAUGGUUCCAAGGCGGGAACUCAAAACACAGAGAGAGAGACCACAUAGUGAAAAACCAGGAGAUGCUAAAAAAUGGGACUCUUUAGUGCCUGAGAGGGAGCUGGGCCAGAUAGAGAGGCACAUACACCGAGCAAAACGGGCCAGAGGCCUCAGAGACCACAACUAUCAGCCCCUCCCUCGAAGGAGUCUCAGCGUAACAAUCUUCCCCAAAAUUUUACCCCUAGGGAAGGAUGAAAAGACGGACAUUCUCCAGAAAACACACAAAACGAAGACCAAAAAACACAGGGCAGCCUGGGCCAAGGAACAGAUCAAGGGGCAUCGAGACCGGAUGACGCGGGGGAGAGAGCUCACGGAGCAGAGAAGGGAGAGCCGAGGUCAAGGGCUCUCGGGCCUGGCGCCCCCUCUCCGCAGGCCUCGGGCGCACAGGGAGGAAGUGAAAGAAUUCGAGUGGGUCACAGCCUAUCCGAUGGCCCAGCCUUACCAGGAAACGCUCCUAGAAGUGACCAUCCUCAUGGAAAAGUCCAAGAAGGAGAGCGUCAAAAAGCCACUCCAAAGAGAGCUCUUGACUAUGCCACCAUUUUUGAGAAGUCAGCUAGAAAAAAGUAAAGUUUAAGUUAUUUUCUGGA